This is a messenger RNA of Cladocopium goreaui, 1623 nucleotides long. The record is from the annotation of a GenBank genome assembly. Lineage: Eukaryota; Dinophyceae; Suessiales; Symbiodiniaceae.
AUGGAAAGAAAGGCUAAGAUUUGGGAGAGCCUGAAGACUGCAAGCGAAAGGCUUGAGAAAAAUGAUGCAGCUACAGCAGAAAGAUUCAUACAAACGCUUGAGGCGCUGGGAAAGAUGGAUCCGGCCGCACUCAAGCGAUUUUUGGACUCUUGCCCUUGCCCAGCUGAAUCGGUCCACUGCGUGCUUGGAGCAGCGCUUGUGAUCAGUUGCUUUGCAGAGCCCAUUCCUCCCAUUCCUCCUAGUCUUGAUGAAGAGCAAAGUGAUGAAGAGCAAAAGUACGCAGAAUUAGUGAAGGAAGAUGAAAAAAAUAAGAACGAGUACGAAAGGCUAAGGUGCCAAAAGGAAGUUAAGCUUGUUGCAGAUGCUUUUGAGGCGGCCACUGGUAAAGUGGCCAUCAUCAAGUUUCAGCCGAGUCGGGAUGAGUUUUAUGAGCUCAUCGAAGAAUGGAUUAAGCUGAUGACUCAGCAGGCAGGGGAAGAAGGAAGCAAAGACUUCCUGUUUUACUAUGCUGGUAAUGGCUGUGAGUUUGACCGGGAUCGUGUGUUCCGGUUCAUACCAGCAGAUGCCAAGCGAACAGAGGACUACAUCCCACUGCCAGGCAUCAUAGCCAAGAUUGAAGCUGAGUCAAAAAUCACAGGCUGCAAAGUGGUCUUUGGAAUUGAUGCCUGUCGCAGCAACCUUGAGGACGAGGUCAGUGCGGACAUUCAGGAGCGUUGCCACAACAACGAGUAUCUUAGGUUCUUUUCAACUCCGUCUGGGCAUUCUGCAGCACAUGAUAUAGACGCUGAAGAGAGCCCCUUUGCUCGAACCAUGGCACAGUCCAUUCCCCGCAUCACCAGUAGCCAUGAGAUUUACGCUGUCCUGGAUCAGGCCAUGAAAGCGAUUCGCAAAGUGGAACAGCAAGAAGAACCAGUGGUGCAAUAUACAGACCGCCCGCGUUCAAGCAGCUCCAGUGCCAAGAGUGCUUCGGGCAUUUUAUCCUCUGUUUCUCUACUCCUUUCCAGCUUGAGGAAAUGGGGCUACAGCAUUUUUCCGACGACAUUAAGUGCAAAGCUUCCAGAUUUUGUGGAAGACAUCCGGAAAUCGCACAGGUGGAAAGAGCAUGGUGGAUUGCCACCAUGGAACGUCCUAAGUGCAGGUGAGGUGGAACAACGGCCCCCUGAGUGUCCAGCACCUGGAAAGAGCUUUGACUGGAGCCGAUUGGUGGACGAAGGUUUCACCUUGGAGGUCAACGGGGCUCAGACGACUGGAGUGCCCGAAGGCUUAGGUUUUAAGGAUGCCCUGCAAUCCCGUUUGCGAGAAUGGGGUUACGAAUUUGGUGAUAGCAACGACAACACGGACCUCAUGAACCGAAUGCGUGCCUUUCGACAUCGCUACAUCAGGGGCCAGCCAAGUGAUCCGUUCCAGGUCGAAUUCUCAGAGCAAGAUUUUCGCACCAUCACUGAACUCUUGAGACUCAGAUCACUCAGAUCUGCCUCCAAAGCUGAGGUUUGACAACAGACGGGAUUCUGCACGCAUGCCACAGUAUCCUUCCCCUGUUGCCUCCAAGUUCGUACCCAGAAGUCACAAAUCUCCCAGCUGAUGGCUGUUCUUCUCCGCACUAGUGAGUCGCUGGUGUGAAAA